Molecule: messenger RNA, 7010 nt
Organism: Spea bombifrons (plains spadefoot toad)
Lineage: Eukaryota; Metazoa; Chordata; Amphibia; Anura; Pelobatidae
Gene: SHROOM3
Product: shroom family member 3
Exons: 12
Coding region: 673-6684 (2003 amino acids)
Biological process (GO): actin filament organization
Cellular component (GO): apical plasma membrane; adherens junction; cortical actin cytoskeleton
Molecular function (GO): actin filament binding
Source: RefSeq, a predicted model, not a curated record
CUGAUCUGCAAAGGAAACACUGAAGAAAGAGGGAUUUACUUUUGAAGUUUUCACAUACUCUGCUAGGAUCAAAUCCACCUGCUUUCUUCGCACAUCCCAAAAGAUCUCUUUGCCGAGUUUAACAGUGAUUUUACGAUACAUCCCAAGUGUAUUCUUGAAAUCAUGAACUGCACGAAGACGCUGUAGCUCAUUCUGAAGGAAUCUAUGCUGCAUGGAAAGGAAUCUCAUUCUUUGAAUGCAUUGAACUGAAAAGAUAAUCUAUUGUAAUGGUAAGUCUGGGAGCGCUGGAAAAGAAGCAGCAUCAAUUAAUAACAAACACGAUUUAACAUAUAUCCCGCUUUACACGCAUGUUCUAAAGCUAUUGUGCAUCUUAUAUUUUUAUGUUUUAUCAAGCAAAAAAAAAUGCUCUUAGAGAUGUAUUUCUGGAAUUAUGGCAUUAACUAGAAAUCAAAGACUCGUAUUAGGAUUGCUUGUUCUUAAGGACAUGAGAGCCACCCAAAGCCAACUUGUUGAGUGUGAGAAUUUGCACUCUGUAAACUCAAGGUGCCUACAUACUCGGCAGUGUAUCUAAUGGGUAGAUCUCAAACCUGUUUCUUGUGCCCCUCUUGGGUACUGGUGCUUUGCCUUGGCUUGAAGAUUUGGUAACAAUGAGGACUCUGUAAGACCAGAAACAUGAGCAGCAACCCAUCCUCUGCAAAGCCAGUUGUCAAAUUCAUCUACGUGCCAGCAUCCCUACAAGGUGGCGCUCCAUGGGGAUUCUCUUUGAAAGGAGGACUCGAACACAGGGAGCCCUUAACCAUCUCCAAGAUUGAAAAAGGAGGAAAGGCAGAUGCAUUGCAGUCCAAACUUCAGAUUGGAGAUGAAGUAGUGAAGAUCAAUGGUGUGGAGCUGAGUGGUUCUAGAAGGGAAGCCAUCACACUGGUAAAAAGCUCUUUCAAGGACCUCCAGCUGACUGUACAAAGGGCAACUGGCUUACACAAAAACAUUUCUGUGGAAGAAAACAUACCUGUGCUUGGCUCCCCAGGAUCCCCAAAACAGAGUUUAUUUAAUGAGAAGGAUCUGGACAAAGCUUUUAUUGCUAAAUCCAUCAACUUUGAAACGGUCACCCAUAGCCCAUCACCAGCAUGUACAGUGCAAGAACCUAAACUGAGAAUCAAGAGCAGGCAAGGUGAGCCAAUUCAUCGUCCCCACUCUUGGCAUUCAACCAAAUUACUGGAGUCCCUACCCAAUCCCAGCAUGAUGCAAAUAUCCCAGGGGACGAUAGGAUCUCCAUGGCACCAAGUCUAUCAUUCAAGCUCUUCCACAAGUGAUCUCUCCAGCUACGAACAUGGGUACUUAAGACGGAGCCCUGAUCAAUACAGCUCAAGAGGGAGCAUGGAAAGCCUGGAUCACACAUCACACACGUAUCACUCUUACCACUAUCUUUCACCAGCAAAGUCCACCAACUGCAUUGAUCAACUUGCUCAUCUCCAUAACAAAAGAGACUCUGCCUACAGUUCCUUCUCAACUAACUCCAGCAUACCAGAAUACCAUCCCACCUCGUUCUCCAAGGAAAGGUCCUAUUCUAUGGAAAGUAUGCACUCCCGUAAUAACGUACAAGAAGGAAUAAAGCAUGCAGAUAUCAGGUAUAUCAAGACAGUCUACGAUGCUCAACGUGGUGUGUCUGAAGAGUACGAGGUGAACUCUUCCUCAGUCAAGAACCGAAACUUUAAUAGACUUACUAAUUCCAACAGAAACAGUGGUGGCCCACCUGGCAGAUUGGAGCAAAGCAGAGUUUUUUCUGAGAGUGAUUGCCUGGAAAGGGGGGCACCUAUGCCUCCUACACGCAGUGACAGUUAUGCAGUAACAAGGCAUCAUGAAAGGCCCAGCUCUUGGUCAAGCAUAGAUCAGAACCGAUGUUUGAGAACACUCCCCAAAGCAACUGGAUCACAUCCUGUCAGUGGUACUAGUAAUUUGAGUCAGCAGUUGAAGCCAACAUUUGGUGAUGGGCAGCUGCACACUGUUUUGGAGAAGAGUCCAGAAAGCAGUCCAUUGAUAAAACCUAAGCAAAUCUGUCCACAGGCCCCACAGCCUGGACAGCCAAUGCUUCCUACUGGAAUCUAUCCAGUGCCAUCUCCGGAGCCACAUUUUGCACACGCACCACUGCCUCCUAAAAACAACUCUGGAAGCCUUUACCCAGCUCUAGCCAAAGAGGGAGCAUACAGUUCAACACCUUCAGUCUUUGUAGAAAAACCUGAACCAACCCCACAGUGUGAUAACAAGGGAAAGGAUUACAAAUUUCUCCAAACUAGAACCACUAAGCUUCAACCAACAAACCAUACUAAUAAAGAUAAAGAGAAAAAACAAGAGGGUGCUAGCAAUUUUGCUCCAUACAAACUGCAUUUUUCAAUGGGAUCUGAAACUUGUACAAGUUGUCCAAAAAGUGAAAAGGACACAAAUGUCUCACAAACAAAUCACUAUGUCUGCAACAGUGACCAGCAGAUUAAAGCCGGAGUAAAGAUUGCAACAAAAAAUCAAACCUCAACUCGUGUUGAAAAGGGGAGAAAGUGUGAAGUGCAGGGAUUUCAUAUCCCUGUAGAAAGUGAGACAGUGGGUUCAAUUCAAAAUCACCGGGAUGAAAUUAAAGCCAAACAUGAGAUUUCACCAACACCAGUCAAUACAAAAACAUACGGAAUACAAAGUGGCACUGAUACGCUAGAAGAUAAGCGGUGGGGUAACACCUCCACUUCCAACGGCAAAGCUCAUGACAAACCUCACCAACAAGACUCUGAUCAUAGAAAUAAAUUAGACAGCCCAAGCUUUACAAAAUUAAUUGAUGAUAUAGACAGUUCAGUGAUGCUUUAUAACAAAAAUGUAAAACCUGAAGAGCCUGUUUCCCCAUCUCAAAAUAAAAUAUGUGAUUUUACCAGAAGAAGGUUAAGCUCAAGCAGCACCCAAAGCACUCACAGCGUACAGUAUGGGAAGGGAGAGGUGAAUAAACCCCGGUCUUCAGUGCUAGAAAAAAUCUCCAUGAUAGAACAAAGGGAGCAAGAGAGUCAACGAUCUCAAGUCACCGCGGGAAAUCAUUAUACCCACCCGACAGGGCAAGCUAAUAGGUCAUCAAACAACAGAGGAUCUGUAAACAGUAUUGAAGAAAUACGAAACAGGUUUAAUUCCCAGGAACAUAAUUUGUGUAGCGAGAAGCGUAGGCUGUCAAGUUCCCACAGCACAGAGAAAGAUACAGGUGCUCAGCAGUUAAAAAGAGCAGGCAGUGUCUACAGCAUGAGAGCAGGAGAAUCUCAAAAACAAGUGGUGGCGAGUCAAGUAGACAAAACACAGCAAUAUAACCAUGAACACUAUGUCUUGCAAGCAAUGCCAGCUGACAAUAAAAGAACAGUUGAUACCCAAACAAUGCCAAAUAAAGACGACCACUGGCAAAGUUCUCAGCAAGACACUCUUGGAUUUAACAGGUCUUAUAGGAACAGCAUCAAAGAUGCACAAUCCAAGGUGCUAGAAGCAACAUCUUUUCGACGCAAAGAUCUAGAAAUCAGCCCACCUCAAUAUCAGAAACAAGGAAAGAACGUCAAAAGACCUACGUCAGCUGUCCUAUAUAGCAAGACUUCACCUGUGUCCCCUCAUGUGCCAAAAGAAAGGCACAGCAUCACUCCAACAGAUAGCUGUGCUAAAGUUCAAGAUAUUCCGAGCCAAGGGGUUUCAUACCCAGUAACUCGCAUUGGACCCCGGAGACGGUUGACAGCUGAGCAGAAAAAAAGGUCCUACUCUGAGCCAGAAAAGAUGAAUGAGGUGGGAGCUACUGAGAAUGAAUCAUCACGCAAUGUUCAAAAGAAGGGGCAAAAUGUCAGCUUCUUGGAGAACACAGUGGCAGACAGGCGCCGAAUAUUUGAAAGAGAUGGUAAGGCUUGUUCCACUGUUAACCUGUCAAAGCCAGAGCUUAAGCAGCUCCAGCAAAAUGCUCUUGCAGACUAUAUAGAGCGCAAGACUGGCCGAAGACCUUCCUCUCAAGAAGGUGGAUUAUUAAAAGAAAGGUCACAAAGUAGCUAUUUCUCGGGGAGCAUCAUGGAUAACCAGAGUAUCUCUUCAACAUCUAGCAUGAACUCUCUACAGGAGCACCUCCCUGGACAUGCCUGGGAUAUUAGGAAUACGAUUUCUAAAACUGGACGCGUUUCCUCCACUCUUCCACCGGGACUAUCAGGGAUUUUUGACCUAGACAGCUUUGAGCAAGACACAGACCAUCACAUAAGCAGGACCCGCAGUAGCUCUUUCGCUCACCACAGGUUACUUGAUUACAGGACAAAAACUGAGCCAAGUAUGAGCCCCCAGGUGACCAAGCACACAGAAUUCACAUCAUCAACAGCAGUUGAUUAUAAAAAAAGCAUAGGAGAAAGAAAGUCUGGUAAAUCCGCAUCUGCUGAGGAUUUGAUUGACACAUUACAGCAAACAGUUACCCACCAUGUCAGGUCAAGAUCAUCUCCUGCUGAUGACAAGAAAAGCCGGGAUCUCAUGAGCAGGCAGGACGUCAAUGUCAAAAGCACUUCGUAUGGUUCUUAUCAAGGAUUCAGUGUCUUGAAAAGCAGAAGUGGAGUUAAAACGGAUAAAGGAUCUUUCCGUAGCACUUUAGAGUCUCAUCAAGAUAAUGGUGGUGGCACAGGAGAAAAAAAUCUCCCUCCUACAAGCAGUAUUGCCAUACAGAACACUGCGUAUAUGAACGCGAAAAACCAGGUUAUACCCCAAAGCCUUAAACCAGAGUUUGGAAUUCCUAGCCAUUUACAUGAGUAUAAGUCAAUAACCGUGCCAUUGCCAAGUCAACCAAAUCCUUCUAAAACUGUUGAAGUCUCCACCACCCAUUGCAUACCAGAUUUUGCUGAAGAAUGCCUCUAUAAUAGGAAAAGGGUUGUAGAUAAAGAAGCAUCUCCUAUGCACGACCACAAAUCAUAUGAACAUUCCACAGAAAAAGUAUCCAUUAAGAAGGCUACCCCACCACAGAGGCCACCACCCCCCAAAAUUAAAUGUACCAAAUUCACCAGUGAACAACAGUUUCCACAGGAAAAGACUCCUUCUCCAACAUUUGGAAAUAAACUUUCUCCUAGAUGGAAUAGCAAUUCUAUGUGGAGCAGCAGUUCCUCUGAACCAGAGGCCUCUUCUCACUAUGGAAAAAUAUCUCUUCGCAUAUCCGAAUCUUGUCUUCAGUCAUCCUCCCCUUUUGUGGGGCAAGAUGAAGAAGAUGAUGAGGUAUUCAUGAAAGAGCCAGAGGUAGAUGCAUUUUACAGAGAUCCGGCUAUUCCUCCAUCUCCACCUCAUUUUGCACCUCCCACCAUAGAUGAUGCUCUUCUCAACGAAAGCACAAAGCCACAGCCAAAUCCUUCUCCUGGGAUGUAUGAAAGCAAAGACACCUUGUCAAACUCUGUCAAAGAUGAGGACAAAGAAAGGUCUUCUGUUGUGAUUGAAGAGAUGGCUAUAGCACCCCAAAGUAUGAUUACAACUCGUACACCCAUUAAAAAUUAUGAACAACCACUAGAAAGACCUUUCAGUGCGGCACAAGAACCACAACCAACCCCAGACAGUGGGGUAGUAACUCAUAACUAUGCAGAACAUUCUACCCCUCAUAAAGACAUGGUGUCUAGUGCUUCUCAACGUUUGGAGAUGGAGUACCUUCCCUGUGAAAACCGCAGCACCUUAACUUCCUUCCAGACUGAUAUAAUGUCUCCAGAAGAUGUCAAGACUCAGGAGUUGGCUAAGGAGAUUGUAGACAAAGACAAGUCUCUUGCUGACAUUUUGGAUCCUGAGUCAAAGAUGAAGACCACGAUGGACUUAAUGAGUGGUCUGUUUACAAAAAGCAGCAGAGAAUUGAAGGAUAAUAACAGGAAGUGGAAAGAAGACAAAAGUGCACAAGACAUGGUCGCUUCAGUGGAAAAUGGAAAAAAAGAAGAAAGAAAAGAAACCUCAGAAAAUACAGACAGAAGCUUUGCAUACUAUGCCAUUUCAGCCCCCAAAGCUGAACUCCUGAAGAAAAGCAAACAGAUGCUGGAAGCUGCGGGGACAGAAGAUUUUGAUGUGAAUGAAAAGAAGGCAGAGCUGAUUACCAGCCUUACGCACAAGCUGGAGGUUCUCCAGGAUGCCAAGGAAAGCCUUCAGGUCGACAUCAAGCUUAACAACAAGCUCGGAGAAGAGGUGGAGGCACUGAUUGAAAGCCUCUGUAAACCCAAUGAGUUUGAUAAAUAUAAAAUGUUCAUAGGAGAUCUGGAUAAAGUGGUGAAUCUGUUGCUGUCACUCUCAGGACGCCUGGCAAGGGUGGAGAAUGUACUUAGCAAUUUGAGCGAAGAUACAGGUGCUGCGGAAAUGAAAAUAUGGAACGAAAAGAAAAAACAACUCUCUGGUCAACACGAGGAUGCCAGGGAACUUAAAGAUAAUCUUGACCGCCGUGAGAAGUUGGUGAUGGACAUCUUAGGAAACUACCUCACAGGGGAACAGUUUCAAGAAUACCAACAUUUCGUCAAAAUGAAAUCCGCCUUACUGAUUGAACAGAGGGAGCUAGAUGACAAAAUUAAACUCGGACAGGACCAGUUAAGAUGCUUGUUGGAAAGUUUGCCUAGUGAUUUCCAAAUCAGAGGAAAAGUGCCUUCGAAAGAAGUCGCGUCACCUUUGAGACAGAUGAAUUUACCUCCACCAUUAACCUCUUCACUUUAACGUUUCCUGCAGCCACCUGCAGGCAAGAAAUAACAAGCACUGAUAAUUUAAAUACAUAAAUACGUUUUCAUAAAAAUAUUGAUUUUAAAUAAGAUCUCUUGGUGUUUUUUUUUAUUAUUAAUAUUUUUUUUUUGCCAUGCAAUAUUUUCACCUUGUAGAGCCAGAGCUAUAAUUCUUGGAGCUCGAGGUAAGGUUGGAUAUGUCCUGUGCUGAUAAGUAUAGGGCUUCUCACCUUGCUGCCCCUGAGACAGCUGCCCUCCUGCCCCGUGGAGACUAUAACUCCGUGUAGAUCUUUUCUAACGGAUCACACACAAAAAUAAUAAAAA